AUGGAGGCAAUAACAGAACGUAUAUUCACAGAAACCUCCCUAGAGUCAACAUCAAACGAUGAUCCAUCAUUAUUAACAAUAAUACUAGACGUAUCACCGAAAGGUUGGUUCAAUUUAAGAAAUCAAAUAACAUUACAAGAUAUUACAAAAUCAUUAUUGGUAUUUGUAAAUAGUCAUUUAUCAAUAAAUAAUUCAAAUCAAGUUGCAUUCAUAGCUAGUUCGCCCUACAAAUCCAAAUUUUUAUAUCCUAACCCAAAUCCUCAAAUUAUAAAUUCCAAAAUCUCCCAAGGGAUGUAUAGACAAUUUAAAAAUGUUGAUGAUGUUGUAUUAGAUGAAUUAAAUAAAUUUAUUGAAGAAACAAGUGAGAAUUUACAAGAUGAAUCAAAAACUAAAAAGGCAUCUUCAACAAUAACAGGAGCUAUUAGUAUGGCUUUGACAUACACAAAUAGAAUGUUAACACUAGAUCAAAGUAUCAACACUACAACAGCAUCAGCAAUUUCAACAUCAUCAACACUGAACUCAUCAAACCAAACAAAUUCUUCAUCUGCAACCACAGCUCAAUCUACAGUAUCCAUGAAGUCUAGAAUUUUAAUAAUAUCUUCAAAUGAUAAUGACGAUUUAUUAAAUUAUAUACCGUUAAUGAAUUGUAUAUUUACUGCACAAAAAUUAAAAGUAUCAUUAGACAUACUAAAAUUGGGAAAUAGAGACUCGUCAUAUUUACAACAAGCAAGUGACGCCACAAAUGGUAUAUAUCUAAAGAUCCAAGACCCCAAUGGAAUAAUUCAAGUUCUAUCAACUGCAUUCUUUGUCGAACCAAAUCUUAGACCAUACAUAAUCCUACCAACAAAUUCUCAAGUCAACUAUAAAGCAAGUUGCUUCCUCACUAAAAAACCAGUAGAUUUAGGUUAUGUGUGUUCAAUAUGUUUAUGUAUUAUGAGUUAUAUCCCAAAAGAAAAUAAAUGUCCUGCUUGUUCAAGUGAAUUUGAUGAGAAAAUUAUAAAGCAAUUGACUAAAGAUCCUCAAGUUGUUGUAAAUAAGAAGAAAAGAAAAUUGGAAAACGGUAAUGAUAAUAAUGAAAGCUAG
Molecule: messenger RNA, 1083 nt
Organism: Lodderomyces jiufengensis
Lineage: Eukaryota; Fungi; Ascomycota; Pichiomycetes; Serinales; Debaryomycetaceae
Product: TFIIH/NER complex subunit
Exons: 1
Coding region: 1-1083 (360 amino acids)
Biological process (GO): nucleotide-excision repair; regulation of DNA-templated transcription
Cellular component (GO): transcription factor TFIIH holo complex; transcription factor TFIIH core complex
Source: RefSeq, a predicted model, not a curated record